Molecule: messenger RNA, 2589 nt
Organism: Magnolia sinica
Lineage: Eukaryota; Viridiplantae; Streptophyta; Magnoliopsida; Magnoliales; Magnoliaceae
Product: putative disease resistance protein RGA3
Exons: 2
Coding region: 1-2589 (862 amino acids)
Biological process (GO): defense response to other organism
Molecular function (GO): ADP binding; protein binding
Source: RefSeq, a predicted model, not a curated record
AUGGCUGCUUUGCUUGUUGAUCCGUUGGUCUUGCUCGCAAUAGAGAAAUUGCACAAAGUUCUGGAAGAUGAGGUGGUCUUGUUAGUGGGUGUCACCGGUGAGAUCAAAAAGCUUUCCCGUAUGUUCACCUUGAUCAAAGCUGUGCUUAAAGAUGCUGAAACUCGGCAAGGGAAAGAUGAAGCAGUGAAGAUCUGGUUGCAGAAUCUCAAAGGUGUGGCCUAUGAUGUGGAGCACAUAUUAGAUGAAUGGAUGACAGAAGCUCUCAGAUCACAAGCACCCAAUGGAGGUGAUGGGUCCUGUUUCAGCAAGAUGAAGGUAAGAAGCUUCCUCUCACCUAUUACUUGCUUCAAACACGUUGUGUUACGCCACAAAAUUGGGAGUAGGAUAAAGGAGGUGAGGGGUAGAUUACAUGAUAUCGCCGAAGAGAAGAACCAAUUGGGUCUUAGAGCAGAUAGUGGGGAGGGUGAGAGAGUGGAUAGUGAAUUGAGGUGGGGUGAGAGAGAGACAAGCUCCCUACUCGACCAAACAUCAGUGAUAGGUAGAGAAGGUGAAAAGAAUGAAGUCCUAGUCUUGCUGCUGCAGGAGGCAACUGAGGUGCCCAUGGUUAUUUCUAUAGUUGGAAUGGGGGGAUUGGGCAAGACCACCCUUGCUCAGCUCGUCUACAACGAUGAGGUUGUCAAGCGACAUUUUGACGUGCGAAUGUGGCAUCGCCUCCAUUGUAUAUUGCAGGCAAAGAAAUUCUUGCUGGUGCUUGACGAUGUUUGGAGCAAAGACAGCCAGCAGUGGGAGAAGCUGAGACUUCCCUUACAAGAUGGUGCACUCGGGAGUCGAAUCAUUGUAACCACUCGUAUUGAAGACGUUGCAUGCAUGAUGGGAAGCACUGAUCACAUGCACAAACUGGCGGUCUUAUCCGAUGAGGAUUGCUGGUUAUUGUUCAGAAGUAAAGCUCUGGAGCAUCGGAGUGAAGAAGAGUGUUCUCAGCUGGAAGAGAUUGGAAGGCAAAUCGUAAAGAAAUGUGGAGGGGUGCCUCUCGCUGCAAAGACAAUAGGGAGUGUCAUGCACUCGAGAAGGACUAGAAGCCAGUGGGAGCUUGUCUUGCGAAGUGAGAUGUGGAACUCAGGUGAUUUCUUUGAAGGCAUUUUACCGGCUUUGUUACUAAGCUACUAUGAUUUGCCUCCAGCUUUGAAGCAGUGCUUUGCAUAUUUCUCUAUCUUUCCUAAAGAUUGGAGGAUAUGGAAGGAUAUGAUAGUCAAGUUAUGGGUGGCACAAGGUUUCGUCUGCUCCAUUAAUGGAAGGGGAGACAUGGAGGAAAUUGGGGAACUGUAUUUUGAUGAUCUGCUAAGGCGCUCACUGCUCCAAGAUGCAAACAUCAAUAGUGAUGGCAGCAUAGAAUAUUGCAAGAUGCAUGAUUUAGUUCAUGAUCUAGCGCAAUACAUUGCAGGAAGUAAUUGUUCAGUGGUGGAGAUUAGCAAGGAAACCUCGUUAAACAUUAAUAAUGUCCAGCAUUCUUUUUUAGUUGACAAUAAUGAAGGUGGUGAUGAAGCUGAUAAAUUGGCUUCCAUUUCGGCCACCUUGCAUAAGGCCCACAAAUUGCGGACGUUGCCACUACAACACUCAGAAAUCUCCAAGGUACCAGACAAGUUAUUUCAUCAUUUAAGACGCUUAAGAGCAUUGGACUUCAGUAGCACUCACAUCAAGAAAUUGCCUAAGACAGUAGGACAGUUGAAACACUUGAGAUAUCUUGAUUUAUCUCACACAUACAUAGAGGAGUUGCCAGAGGAAUUGAGUAAUUGCAUCAAUUUACAGACCCUGAGACUCAAUGGCUGUGAGAAGCUAAGAAAACUGCCUAGAGGGAUGAGGAAAAUGAUUAGCCUGAGACAUCUUGAAUUCAAAGGUUUAAAUGAUCUGAGGUACUUACCGCAGGGUAUAGGGAUUCUAACUGAGCUUCGGACAUUAACAAAGUUCAUUGUGGGGGGUGACGACCAAGGAUGUAAAUGUGGAGAACUGAAACACCUUAAUCAUCUUCAAGGUAGUCUUCGAAUUACCAGCUUGCAAAAUGUCAGGAGCAGGGACGAAGCUAGUGAAGCAGAACUGUAUAAGAAGCAACACCUUCAUGCUCUAUCCUUGGAGUACGAUGACAAAGGUGGUGAACCGUUGAAUGAUGAGAUGAAGAAGAUGGAGGAAGUGCUUGAAAGCCUCCAGCCUCAUACAAACUUGAAAGAGUUGAACAUAGAAUAUUACAAAGGUUCCAAGCUUCCCAAGUGGAUAGGGAAUCCAAUGUUCUCCAAUCUAGUUGAGGUGAAACUCUCACAUUGUCUCAAGUAUAAACAACUUCCGGGUCUUUGGAAAUUGCCGUCCCUUACAUUUCUUUUUAUUGAGGGAAUGGUAGAGGUGAAAAAAGUGGGUGGUGAGUUUAUUGGGGAUGAUCAAAAUGAUGGAAGUGGUGGUGGUGGUGUCUCCUUCCCCAAGCUGGAGACCCUCUGUUUCCAGGAAAUGCCAAAUUGGGAGGAGUGGGAAUUGAGAGGUGGAGAUGGAGAGGUUAUGCCAUCACUCCUCCAAUUAACAAUAAAAGACUGCCCAAAGCUAUAG